Molecule: messenger RNA, 2806 nt
Organism: Klebsormidium nitens
Lineage: Eukaryota; Viridiplantae; Streptophyta; Klebsormidiophyceae; Klebsormidiales; Klebsormidiaceae
Source: the annotation of a GenBank genome assembly
AUAAUGCUGCCGCUUCUCACCAUUUUUCAUCAGCUCUUGAGAGCAAUGCGGAAUGCAGCUUUCGUGCACUGCUCUAGCCUCUCAUUCUCCCAAAUCUUGUGUGAAGGCAAGUGAGAAGGUGCAAGCAGAUCAAACUGUAGAGCAUCGCAAGGUGUGAUCGCGCAAUUGCACGAGAGGAUUGCUUGAGCUGUGUAAGCUUUGAACAAACGGAUCUCAUGGCAUCUUCGUAAUCAAAUCUGGUGUUGCGCUCCCUGAAGUUGGCAAAGCUGGAGAUCCAGCUGGAGGAGCAUUGGCUUCCUCUGCAAAGCAAGAUUUGUGUGACAUCCUGCUCCCUCGAGGUCAAGCACGACCUUGCUCAUACUGGACGCCCCAAGCGGUAAUAUCAAGUGCAAUCUGUUACAGCGCUGGUAUUGGGUUUUGUCCACAGUUCGAUACGUCCGCAAUUGCCUCUCAAAGCAGUAUUUAAUCGGAAAUUCUGGAGUUGCGCCCCCGUACUGCAAAGUAGCCCAACUCUUCAAUGGCUUCCAUACUCAAGUCCAUCGCUGACAAGACGGCGGGCCUGAGCUUUGGAGACGGGUUGAACACAAACGAGCCUGAAGAGGAGUUUCCUUCAGGGCCCCCAAAGUUGCAACAUACUGCAAAUGGCGACCUGCCAGCUCCUCUCUCGAUCAAACCAAGGCCUGACAAUGUGGAGGUUCACAGCAGCAAGCUCGCAGACUUCUACAUGGAGGGGCGCUCUCCCAGGUCGGCGAACGGGAGUAGUCCGCUGCUGACGCCGACAUCAGCGUCGCGCAGGCGCGUUGCUUUUGCCGAGCCACCGUCCCCCGUGCCAAUCGCGACAGUUGAGAAGGCAGACGGGAAUCCUGACCGCAACUUUUGGCGGAAGAAGAGCCUCCGGCGGCUCUUCUCGGAGAGCAAGAACGUGCAGCUGCACCCGUCCAGCGAUGAUGUGCGGAUACAGAUUGUGGAGGAGUCCAUGACGGUCCUCCGACACAACGACCUGGGCGGCUACACUGUCCCCGCGCACGGCCUCUACCCUUUCCAGUGGAACUGGGACUCGGCGAUCGUGGCCUCGGGGUGGGCCGUUUUCGACGAGGCUCGUGCCUGGCAGGAAAUCGAGUCCCUUUUCUCGGGGCAGUGGGAGGACGGAAUGGUUCCUUCGAUCGUGUUUCAUAAGCCGAGUACUACGUAUUUUCCGGGGCCGGAGAUCUGGGGCACGAAGGAAAAGCCCAGCAAGUCAACAGGUAUCACGCAGCCCCCGGUGGCAGCAAUGAGCGUGCGGUUUCUGUACGAGCACGCGGACGACCCCCUGCUCGCCAUGUCCGAAGCCGGGAAGCUCUUCCCAAAGUUGCUGGCGUGGCACCGGUGGUUCUACAAGGCGCGUGACCCGUUCAACACGGGCGUCGUCGCCAUUCUGCACCCGUGGGAGUCGGGCAUGGACAACAGCCCCGCGUGGGACGAGCCGAUGCGCUUCCCGGUCGACAACCUGCAGCCGUACGUGCGGUGCGACCUGAACCACGUGCACCCGGAGAUGCGGCCGACCAAAGAAACGUACGACCACUACUUGACGCUGCUGUACCGCUUCAAGAACGCCAACUUCUACGACCCCGACAAGCUGUACCACAUCUCGCCGUUCCGAGUGACGGACCUGUGCGUCAACUGCAUCCUCUUCCGGGCCAACCGGGACCUCCGGUGGCUCGCCAUCAAGCUGGGCAGGCAGGAAGUGGUCGCCGAGAUCGACGCGUGGCUGGACAAGGGCUUCCAGGGCUUUGAAAGCCUGUGGGACGAGGAGGCGGGCAUCUACAAGUGCCGGGACCAGAUCACCGGGAAGCUCUGCCCCGCAGCCAUCUCGGCGGGCUUCCUCCCUCUGUUCGCCGGCGUCGUAAGCGAGAAGCGCGCAGCGCGGCUCGUGCGUACUCUCGAGCAGUGGCUGGAGCAGGUCAAGUACGGCGUGCCGAGCAUGGACCCCGCGGACCCGCGCUUCGAGCCGCUGCGCUACUGGCGGGGACCCGUCUGGAUCAUCAUCAACUGGAUGAUCUCGAACGGGCUCAAACACUACGGGUACGACGCGCUUGCAAACCGCAUCAAGGACCACUCGAUUGCGCUGACGAGCGAAUCGGGUUUGUUCGAGUACUUCAACCCGGUGACCGGGGAAGGGGAGGGCGGGCACGACUUCUCGUGGACCGCGGCCAUGUCACUCGCGUGGAUGGACCGGCCCGCGGCGAUCGCGGUCGGAUCCAAAAUGCACGGACCGAAGAAGGAGCUCGGUGCCAGCUGGACCGCCACACCGGUCAAGAAAUGACGGAGACCGGCUUAAGAGAACCGGGUUGAUGGAAGUCGUAACCAUUGGUAUACAGGGUGUUAGUGCGUUGAGAGCACUGGUAAAUUCUGCGAUGUAUUGACGGGAAUUUGACUUUGCCUUGGGGGCUCGAGAGUCACGGAAUGGAACGAGCAGAUUAUGGAGACUAGAUAAGAUUGGGAAUGGGUUGAUUGAGUACGCUUUUUAAGGGUUUGGCAGGAGCGGAGACUUUGGGGACCGACAGGAAAGAAUUGCUGUUCUAGCAGACAGUCAACAAUCCCAGAUGCCCGGGGGGCUUGUCUGCUGUCAGAAUAACAUAUCUCGUUGUAUAUUAUCAUUUGGAGACAACUCUGGGGUCAAAAUAGGUUGGGGUUGGAGGUAGCAGAGGCGUGCCACGUUAGGUGGCUAGAAUUGCAAACACUCAAGUUGAGUGCUCUGUACAUACUUGUCAUUGUAGUAGCAACAUCGAAUCCUCGUAAAAAUUCAUUUGUCGGAUGCAGGCCUGUA